UUCCUGAUCGGUAAGUGAUGAACGAGUAAGAGUCACCACCGGUGUGUGCGUGAAGCUGAAGUUGAUGUAGAUGUGGAUGUGGAGGUCAUAUAACUUGCGUCCAACAUGUCUGUGUUGUACCCAACCUUGUGCCUCUGCGCGUAUGGCUUAUUUUCCAACAUGAGGCCUUCGGAACCUUUCCUUACCGCUUACUUGAUGGGACCAGACAAGAACCUGACCGAGGCGCAGGUUGUCAGCGAAAUCUACCCAAUUUGGACGUAUUCCUAUCUGGCUUUGCUGUUCCCGGUCUUCCUGGCCACGGACUACCUCUGUUACAAGCCCGUGUUGCUUUUGCAGGCAACGAGCUUUGUGGUCACUUAUGUGAUGCUGGCCAAAGCGCAGGGCCUCGGCCUCAUGCAGCUUCUGGAGUUUUUCUUCGGGCUUGCCACGGCCUCUGAGGUGGCCUACUUCUCGUACAUCUACAGCGUGGUCGAGCCGGCGCACUACCGGAAGGUGACGGCUUACUGCCGCAGCGUCGCUCUUUUCGGCUCGGCCGCCGGCUCGCUGACCGGCCAGCUCCUCCUCACUGUGGCCGAAGUCCACUUGGUGCACCUCGUGUGGGCCACGCUGGCAUCGGCCGCCGUGGCCUUCAUCCCGCCCUGGUUUCUGCCCAUGCCCAAGAGGAGCUUGUUUUUCCACAAGAAAAGCGAGGGGGCGACAGAGCGCCGGUCUGACUACAGCGGUGCGCUCAUCGAGAAGGUUGACAACAAGGUGCCUUUGGACAAGGAGGUCGUCUCAACUGUGUCCCUGUCGUCCGAGGAGACAAAUAGAAGCUGUGGUUUAUCGGAGGUCCUGAAGAUGCUUUUGGCCGACUUCCUGCACUGUUACAGACGAGGUCCCUUGCUCGCGUGGUCACUGUGGUGGGCGCUGGCGACGUGCGGUCACUUUCAGGUGCUCAACUAUGCUCAAGCGCUGUGGGAGAAAAUCCGCCCCUCCGGCGAAUACGACAUUUACAACGGCUACGUGGAGACGUUGUCCACACUGCUCGGGUCUCUGGCCGCCCUCCUGGUGGGCCACCUGCCUGUGCGCUGGACCGUGUGGGGAGAGCUGACCUUGUGCGCCCUUUCGAUGCUCAUGGCGGCGUGCGUGUUUGUCAUGGUAGCGCUGAGGAGCAUCUGGCUGUGUUACGGCUCGUAUGUUCUUUUCAGAGCGACCUACAUGCUGCUCAUCACAGUUGCCACAUAUGAAAUAGCCUCCAGUCUUGACAUGCAGCGCUAUGCGUUGGUGUUUGGCGUCAACACCUUUGUGGCUCUGCUGCUGCAGUCUCUGCUCACUCUGGUGGUGGUCGACGCGGCCGGCCUGGGCUUGGGUGUCUUCUCCCAGUUCUACGUCUACGGUGGCUACUUUGCCGUCAUCUCCGCUGUGUUCUUCUUCGCCGGGCUUUGCAAAGUGGCCACCAGGCGGCGCUCUGACCAAGAGGUCCCGUCCAGUAGUCCGGCAGACACAGACGGCACUUAAUACAGUCUUGACGGGAGGAGGGGAGGACCCCAAAGUGUCAGCAAACUAGCAUAUUGUCUUUUUUUGCUUGUUUACAUCCAACAAAGCACUUCUGCCACUCACGGAACAGAAUCAUUAGUAUUAAACUGACUGCACUGACACAGAAAGACAUGCUGUAUACUUAGGUCUUGUCUGAUUUUGUUUGUAUCAAUCGGGGGCCUUUGACUUGAAAGCAAUAUUAUAUUUUACGUGUACUUUCUCUUGUUCCCUUUUAAAAAAAAAUACAGUUAAUGUAUAUGUGUGCGCCUGAAAUCACAAGGCACAGCAAAAGAUGAUGAAGAAUGUACUGUUGUGUAUUUGGUGAGGGUGUUAUAAACUCUUGAUUUGUUAGUGAAUUGUAAACCAAACAAAGAGGUGCGAUGAGUGUAUGGUUCGGAGUGGUUGAGAGAUUGUAUGUCUGUCUCCAUGUAUCACUAUUAUGAGCUUUCGAACACUGAAUUCUG
Hippocampus comes (tiger tail seahorse) is the source of this 1979-nucleotide messenger RNA. It is a transcript of the gene slc19a2, whose product is annotated as solute carrier family 19 member 2. The record is from RefSeq and is a predicted model, not a curated record. Gene Ontology annotation, biological process: transmembrane transport; vitamin transport. Gene Ontology annotation, molecular function: vitamin transmembrane transporter activity. The transcript is spliced from 6 exons. Gene Ontology annotation, cellular component: plasma membrane. Lineage: Eukaryota; Metazoa; Chordata; Actinopteri; Syngnathiformes; Syngnathidae. The coding region runs from base 106 to 1497 and encodes 463 amino acids.